ACCGACCAGAAAGGGGAGAGAAGAGUAGCUUACCACUUUGAAGUGACAAGACCAGCAUUUGGAUCAGCUCACAUUCAAAUACCAGCAAAGGUUUAACAAAGAGAAGGACUUUUUUGGGGAAUUGACACAAGUGGUAAGAAUACAUUUUACAAUGUCUUCGUUUGAGGCCCAGGGGCAGUCUCCUCCUCGCUGUGGCCCCCAGUUCCCCAGCCUCGGUCAGGAGCCACCUGAGCUCAGCAUGUACAGUGACUGUUACUACCCUCCUCCAUCGCUGCCUAGUCCUCAGCGCACCGCUCCGACCUCCUACGACCUCAGCGAAUACACCACCUCCUCCACCAACCCCUACCUCUGGUUCAACGGCUCUGGGAUCAACACGCCGCCAUACCUGGCUACCACCGGCCCGCCCGGCAACCCCGGCCCCCCGUUUGUCCCUCAGCACUACGGCAUUCAGAGACCUUACCUGGGUCCCGCUGGAGCUGGGGGUUCGGGAGGGGAGCUGAGCUGGUUCUCUCUCCCCUCGCAAGAAGACCUGAUGAAGCUGGUCAGGCCGCCGUACUCCUACUCUGCUCUCAUCGCCAUGGCAAUCCACGGAGCACCGGACCGGAGACUGACACUGAGUCAGAUCUAUCAGUAUGUGGCUGACAACUUUCCUUUUUACAACAAAAGCAAAGCAGGCUGGCAGAACUCCAUAAGACACAACCUGUCACUCAACGACUGCUUCAAGAAAGUACCACGGGACGAGGAUGAUCCAGGCAAGGGCAACUACUGGACACUGGACCCGAACUGUGAAAAGAUGUUUGACAACGGAAACUUCCGUCGCAAAAGGAAGAGGAAGUCCGACUCACUCGCUGGCCCCGACGGCGGCUCGGGGGCUCCGGAGUCGUGCGACAGCGAGAGGGGGAGCCCCAAACACUCGAGCUCCCUGAACAUCUCUCCCACGGCCGACAGGAUCCCCUCCCCUUCGUCGUCGGGCCCGGCGCCCUGCCUCAGCAGCUUCUUAUCCGAGAUGUCUGCCGUGACGAGUGGAGCGGCCGGCGACCUGGGAGCCGACGGGCUGAGCAGGCCGCUGCAGAACAACCUGCCCUUAGACGGGCCUCACAGACCCACGCAACCCGGAGGCUACGGGAGCUACUCCCCCAACUCAGGCGCCCCGGAGUGGGCACAGGGGCCGGCUCCCACGGCGCUCUCCGCUUCACCCAACAGCUCCUCCCUAGGCUACGCUAGCCCCAUCCUCAACCAGUACAGCGGGUCCAGUGGGCAUUUCUACGCAACGCUGGGCUCGACGGGAAUCAUCUACCACCGCGAGGGCACAGAGGUUUAGUGGCAAUGACAAUAAGGGGGGAGAAGUUUGGGUUGAAAAAGACUUUGGCGGGAAAUGUCACCUUGUCCGGUCACUUUUGUCAAAGGGAGUGGGUCGGUUGGGAAUGACAACACACACAUACACAAAUACACAGUGAUCGCGCUGACUGAGACAGUUGAGGUUCACUAUAGCGUGGGACAGACAAGUAAAAAGACUUUGACUCCCACAGUAAGAGCUGAGUCAGACACUUUGGGUGUCGCUCCCUAAAACCGCAGUCAGGCCCGCUAUCAGAUCCUCAGUCAGCUUUAACUGGAGCUAAAGCCGGUCUCUAUCAGAUCUGAGUCAUUAAUAACAGAUCCUGGAUCUGAUCUGCUGACACCAGGUCAUUCCACACUGCUAUCUGUGGUUCUUUGAUGGUAUCACCCAAGCAACAAUGCUCAGACAGCACAUUUAGAGGAGUAGUUAAUUACACCGUUGUCUAUGUAUUGGGAGUGUGCAGGAACUAACAGAAGGUGAAAGGUAGAUGUUUGUCAAUGUUUUUGUAGUACUGAAGCUUAAAUAAUCUAAUGUCUGUUACUGUUUUUUUGCUUUGUAAAUAUGUCAAAGCGUUGCGUGUGACGCUAUGCAUUUAUACUGUUGGUUUGUUGGUACAACUGUUAUUGUAUACAUUUGAUUCAUAAUGAACGGUACAUGCUAUUUGUGUUGUGUUUUUGAUAUGAAUAAAAAGGUUUUAGAGUUCUA
This is a messenger RNA of Pungitius pungitius (ninespine stickleback), 2041 nucleotides long. RefSeq names its product forkhead box I3b (gene foxi3b). Lineage: Eukaryota; Metazoa; Chordata; Actinopteri; Perciformes; Gasterosteidae. The coding region runs from base 152 to 1321 and encodes 389 amino acids. Gene Ontology annotation, molecular function: DNA-binding transcription factor activity, RNA polymerase II-specific; RNA polymerase II cis-regulatory region sequence-specific DNA binding. The record is from RefSeq and is a predicted model, not a curated record. Gene Ontology annotation, biological process: regulation of transcription by RNA polymerase II; cell differentiation; anatomical structure morphogenesis. The transcript is spliced from 2 exons.